Molecule: messenger RNA, 1081 nt
Organism: Pyricularia oryzae 70-15
Lineage: Eukaryota; Fungi; Ascomycota; Sordariomycetes; Magnaporthales; Pyriculariaceae
Exons: 3
Coding region: 69-968 (299 amino acids)
Source: RefSeq, a predicted model, not a curated record
GCUUGUGAGCAAUGAUAGCGUUUCAUUGAUAGUGAUGAUGACGGCUACAAAAAGGCAGGUCAGGGCUCAUGCUGAGGGGGUGGAGUUUAUACCGACUUUCUCGACUUUUAUUUUCGCAUUGUCGACCUUUUUAUUCUGACUUGCAGCUAGCUCUAAAGCCUAGCUGGUUUAUAGUGCUCAAGUCCAGUGUUUGCCUUUUUAUAUCAGACCUCAAAUCGCAAGCUUUACCUUUUUGCACAAUGGCAUCCACAGAGGAAGCUACUCCGGCACUGCCAGACUAUGUGACGGACGAGAAUGCCGUGACCAAGGAUAAAGCAAAAUGGAGAUACGGUAGAGCCCCAGACUAUAGCAAGACGCGCAAGAUCUGGGCCGAGAGCAAAAAGUCAAACCACACAGCCGGUUCGCUGCCCGACCUGAUCGAGAAGCUGGUCAAGAACUGGGAGGUCGAGGCGUCGUUCAAGGUGGACCUGGCCGACUGGCGCACCGUGGACCGCGAGACGUACUGCUUCUCGGUCAACGGCGGGCCGCCGCAGACGGGCCAGCACAUGCUCGAGGUCGGCACCUACAACGCGCUGAUCCAGUCCAACGAGUUCUACUGCCCCGCCCACAGCACCUUUGAGGACAGCCACAAGACCUUCAAGCGCAUGAUGCCCACCUUUGCCUGGGAGGUGCUCGAGGUCUACAGCGGCCCGCCCGUCGCGGCGUUUCGGUGGCGGCACUGGGGCACCUUCAAGGAGAAUUACAAGGGGGUGAACGGCAAGGGGGAAAAGGUCACCAUGAAAGCACACGGCGGAACCAUCGACAUUGAGGGCAUCGCUGUGGCCACGCUCAACGACAAGCUGCAGAUCAAAAAGGUCGACAUCUGGUUCGAUCCCAUGGCCAUGUUCCACCAGAUGAAGGAGGUUCUUGGCGACGAGUCUGUCAAGGAGAUUGUGCAUCCUGCCGCCCAGGGCGAGGCUAGUGCUUAGAGUGAAAGAUGAGGAUUGGAUUGAUAAAAUCGGCGCUCGGAAAUGUCUCACAUCGGAGGGUGUUAGUUUAGACCAGAAAAGUAUAUGCCUUCUAUAGUGUUCUACAAGUCUGU